This is a messenger RNA of Closterium sp. Yama58-4, 1178 nucleotides long. NCBI's taxonomy places the organism in Eukaryota, Viridiplantae, Streptophyta, Zygnematophyceae, Desmidiales, Closteriaceae. The record is from the annotation of a GenBank genome assembly.
AUGCGCGUUUCCGGGCCUCCGCAGCUCCCAUCCCCCAGUGUUUCCUCCCCUCCCCUCUCUCCCCACUCCCUCCCCACACUCCCUUCCUCCUCUGCGGCGAAACGUUCGAAAGGAUUCGCGAAUCAAAUACUAGGAAUAAUAAGUCCGAACCCCUGCGCGCGCCUGUCCGGCCUGUGUGGCCUCGCCGCUCUCCUCGCGGGUGUCGUUGCCAUCAGCUUCCUCGCGACCCACGCCAGCGCUCAAAACCUGUGUACCAGCGACCAGGAGUGUGGUGACGUUGCUUUCUGCAAGAAGUAUUGGUGGGGAAGGAAGUGCACGUGCGACACUGGUUAUUUCAUCGCAGCCAACAAGACGUGUGGGGACCCGUGCGCCAGCAUCGACUGCGGACCCAGAUCUUCCUGCAAGGUGGACUCUGUUGAUGGCAGCGCUCGCUGCCAGUGUGAUGAUGGUUCUGCCUUCAACGAAACGGACAACACAUGCCACGAUAUGUGUGCCGACAAGGAUUGCGACGAUGGUACUUGCGUGUAUGAUCCAGGCUUUGAUCGGGCCGAGUGCGUGUGCAAGAAGGGCUUUGUAUUCGACGAUGACAACACCAAGUGUGUGGUGGACCCGUGUGUCAGCCAAGGCUUGGAUUGUGGAUCAGAGGCUCACUGCGUUGGUUACAGUCCUAGCGACUUCGGUUGCCAAUGCAACACGAAAGGUUUUUUCCUCCACGAGGCUGACAACACGUGCUUUGGCCCUGUGGUCCGGACGUCGGUGGUGUACAUAAGGGGCUCUUAUGGAAUGCGCUAUUAUGCUCUGGGGGACAACGCCUUCUUUCUAACUCAGCGUCCAGAGCAGGCCAUGGGCACCAUCGUGUGCAACACAGACACGGCGAUGGUGGGCGACAACAGGAUCACUGUCGUGUGGAAUGCCACCAACCCCGUCUGGCAUACAUACGUGUUCGGCUCAGGCUACAGAAGGAACGAUGACUACUUGCCUGGCAACGCCAUGUGCAAAAGGUUGCUGUUUUACAACAGCAAUGACUGCACGGGGAAGGUGGCCUUCACACUCGCACGUCCUGCAAAGAAGGGUGGCUCCUACCCUGUAACAAAAAAGACUGUCAAUGAAAUCGCUCUGGUGGGAUCAACUGGAUGCGAGAUCAGUAAGUGCGAGCGCAUGCACGAAAUACUACUAAG